This is a messenger RNA of Gongylonema pulchrum, 309 nucleotides long. Lineage: Eukaryota; Metazoa; Nematoda; Chromadorea; Rhabditida; Gongylonematidae. The record is from the annotation of a GenBank genome assembly.
AUCACAAAAGAAGCUAGGCUGAAGCUAUGGAUAACCGUCUUAUGUACUUUUUCAGUGGAUCCGGAUGACUUAUUAAACACAACCAGAACUGAUCAUAAGGGAAACUUCCGAAUAUUUGGGCAGGAGAAUGAAGUGAAUAACAUUGAGCCAUAUCUGAUGUUUAUACACAGCUGCGACAACGGCAUCGUUAAUCCAAAGUGUACGAUAAAGGAUCGAUAUGACAUCCCACUGGAAUAUGUUAACGGCUUUUACAGUAUGGGCAUUGUAAGCUUGAAUAUUGUCAAGCAUCGACAGAAGAAUUGUGUUUGA